This is a messenger RNA of Sparassis crispa, 504 nucleotides long. RefSeq names its product PIG-P-domain-containing protein. The coding region runs from base 1 to 504 and encodes 167 amino acids. The transcript has 3 exons. The record is from RefSeq and is a predicted model, not a curated record. NCBI's taxonomy places the organism in Eukaryota, Fungi, Basidiomycota, Agaricomycetes, Polyporales, Sparassidaceae.
AUGGCUGAGAACAACCCAACGUCCCCCAUCGCUCCUCUCGCACCGUACCCUCCUCUCCCGCCGACGGAGUCCCGCAGCCGGGCGCCGGAGUUCUAUGGAUUUGUUGCCUGGACGUCUACCUAUCUCCUGUUCAGCCUCUAUCUCCUCUGGGCACUCCUCCCCGACGAAUAUAUCGUCUGGCUUGGCGUCUCCUGGUAUCCCAACCGAGAGUGGGCCGUGCUCGUGCCAGCCUACUCGGUUGCGGUAGUGCUCCUGACAUACUUCACCUACUUCGCGCUGGCGUUUGCCGGGACUCCCGCGUUCUCUGAUAUUAGCACGAUAACAGAUUCCAAGGCGCAUCUUCCGCCCGUUGAUGCUCCAAACCCCUACCUCGCGCAUGCCCAGCCGGGCGUGAUCCCGGAGAUGUACGACAUCCCGAUUGGCCUCGUCAACCGCGUCGUGUACGGCGGUGCGCGUCCUCAGCGUCGCGCAGUAGAGGCUCGGGGCGAUUCCACCAGCAGCUGA